CGGUCCUUCAGACUUACUUCCCCGUGCAUUCCUUGCGGUGAAUCUGUUUGUUUCCCUUUUUCCCCGUACCCACAGCCUGGAUUUCUCCUAUAAAUCCUGCAUCCUUCCUUCACAUCUCCUCAUAGAGUCCCACUCUCAUACAUAACCGCAUUACACACACAACCCUAUCACCAUGUCCGUCGUGUCGCUCCUUGGGGUUAAAAUCCUCAACAACCCGGCCCCUUUCACGGCCUCCUAUCAGUUCGAGAUCACUUUCGAGUGCUUGGAGCAACUGCAAAAAGAUCUUGAGUGGAAACUGACCUAUGUCGGUUCCGCCACUUCCUCCGAGUAUGACCAGGAACUCGACUCCCUCUUGGUCGGCCCCAUCCCCGUCGGCGUGAACAAGUUCAUCUUCGAGGCCGAUGCGCCCGACUUGCAACGCAUCCCCUCCUCCGAAAUCCUGGGUGUUACCGUCAUCCUCUUGACCUGCAGCUACGACGGCCGCGAGUUCGUCCGUGUUGGCUACUAUGUCAACAAUGAGUACGACUCCGAGGAGCUGGCAGCAGAGCCCCCAGCCAAGCCCGUCAUUGAGCGUAUUCGCCGCAAUGUCCUCGCUGAGAAGCCCCGUGUGACUCGCUUCGCGAUCAAGUGGGAUUCCGAGGAGUCUGCCCCAGCAGAGUACCCCCCUGACCAGCCUGAGGCUGACAGACUGGACGAUGACAGCAAUGCCUACGGUGCUGAGGAGGCCGAGCUCGAGGCUGCCCUCGUCAAGGAGCUCGAGGAAGCCAACAAGCAGGGUGAUGACCAGGAGAUGGAGGGUGGCGAGGUCACUGCUGGCAAUGACGACGACGAUGUCUCGGACGCUGGUAGUGAGGACCUCGAGGAGGAGAGUGAAGAUGAUGAUGACGAGCUGGAUGAGGAUGAGGCUGCUGAUGGCGAUGAGGACGUUGAGAUGGGUGACGACUCGGAGCAGAAGGAUGAGUCUGGCAAGCCUGCCCACCAGGCCCAACCCGAGGUCAUGGUGCACUAAAAGCUCCCUUUCCCUAUGGAUUGAUCCUUUUCUCGUUUCCCAGAGCCAUGUUCUUUGCCUCAUUCCCUCUUCCCAUGCUCUUUGAUGACCGUCAGUAUGCAACGUUUAUGACACCUUGACCAAACUAUUUUACCCUCAUGUUCUCCUCAUUUUAUCAUCUUACCAUGCUCUUAGUUCAACGUUGGCGUUGAAUUGGGUCUACGAAAUAGAACUCAUCUUGAUUUUAAAGAGA
Penicillium subrubescens is the source of this 1241-nucleotide messenger RNA. It is a transcript of the gene asf1, whose product is annotated as nucleosome assembly factor ASF1. NCBI's taxonomy places the organism in Eukaryota, Fungi, Ascomycota, Eurotiomycetes, Eurotiales, Aspergillaceae. The record is from RefSeq and is a predicted model, not a curated record. Gene Ontology annotation, cellular component: nucleus. The transcript has 4 exons. Gene Ontology annotation, molecular function: histone binding. Gene Ontology annotation, biological process: nucleosome disassembly; DNA replication-dependent chromatin assembly; nucleosome assembly. The coding region runs from base 173 to 1009 and encodes 278 amino acids.